GUGGAGGCGUGGACGGUGGCGCUGCGAGCGGCUUGUUGUGCGCGCUGCGGAGCCGUUAGCCUCCCGCUGCACGGGCCCUGCCGAGCCGGCCGCAGGUGUACUAUAACAUGUCUAAUGGUUAUGAAGAUCACAUGGCUGAAGAUUGCAGGGAUGAUAUUGGUAGAACAAAUUUAAUUGUGAACUACCUCCCUCAGAACAUGACACAGGAUGAGCUGCGGAGUCUCUUUAGCAGUAUCGGCGAAGUUGAGUCUGCAAAGCUCAUCCGCGACAAAGUUGCAGGACACAGCUUAGGCUAUGGCUUUGUGAACUACGUCACUGCAAAGGAUGCUGAGAGAGCAAUAAACACAUUGAAUGGCCUCAGACUGCAGUCAAAAACUAUCAAGGUCUCCUAUGCUCGCCCAAGCUCUGAAGUUAUCAAGGAUGCUAAUUUAUAUAUCAGUGGGCUGCCAAGGUCCAUGACACAGAAGGAUGUAGAAGAUAUGUUCUCACGCUUUGGACGCAUCAUCAACUCGCGUGUGCUGGUGGAUCAAACCACAGGUUUGUCCAGAGGGGUCGCAUUUAUCCGGUUUGACAAAAGGUCAGAAGCAGAAGAGGCAAUUACAAAUUUCAAUGGUCACAAACCCCCAGGUUCCUCCGAACCCAUUACAGUGAAGUUUGCAGCCAAUCCUAACCAGAACAAAAAUGUGGCCCUGCUGUCCCAGCUGUGUCACUCACCAGCUAGACGGUUCGGAGGGCCGGUGCACCACCAGGCGCAGAGAUUCAGGUCAGCAGAGAAUCAGGAACUGCCACCGCCAUGUUCUUGGCAGAGAGCAGCACGUGUACCACCUUUAAGUGGUUUGCAUAUCACCAGUGGUACACCACAGUUUGGGAACCCCUGGUUCUCUCCCAUGGGUGUAGAUCACAUGAGUGGGCUUUCUGGUGUAAAUGUUCCAGGAAACGCAUCUUCUGGCUGGUGUAUCUUCAUCUACAACCUUGGGCAAGAUGCUGAUGAGGGAAUCCUCUGGCAGAUGUUUGGCCCCUUUGGCGCGGUUACCAAUGUGAAAGUCAUUCGAGAUUUCAACACCAACAAGUGCAAAGGUUUUGGUUUUGUGACCAUGACAAACUAUGAAGAAGCUGCAAUGGCCAUAGCAAGUCUUAAUGGCUACCGCCUGGGGGACAAAAUCUUACAGGUUUCCUUCAAAACCAACAAGUCCCACAAAUAACUUGCUCGUGCUCUCUCUUUUCUUUUUUGU
Molecule: messenger RNA, 1232 nt
Organism: Dryobates pubescens (Downy woodpecker)
Lineage: Eukaryota; Metazoa; Chordata; Aves; Piciformes; Picidae
Gene: ELAVL1
Product: ELAV like RNA binding protein 1
Exons: 7
Coding region: 108-1202 (364 amino acids)
Cellular component (GO): ribonucleoprotein complex
Molecular function (GO): RNA binding
Source: RefSeq, a predicted model, not a curated record